AUGGAAGAGGAACAGCUUCUCGAGGGAAACAUCCAAGUACCUCACAAAGAAAAUCAUUUAAACAAAACCUCAUCCACAAUGGCUGUCACUUUAUCUAGUAUAGCAGCUCGAGAAUGGCUACAGAAGAGGAGAGAAGGCAUCAAACCAUGGGCAGAAUUCAUCAAUAUGUCAAAAUUCCAGAUGCCAAAAAAUUUAGCCAAAGUUCCCAAACAUGCCAUGAAAAAUAUUGAAGAGUUUCAAAGCAACUAUCUUUUUGUUUUCAUAGGCUUGGUCAUUUUUUGCAUUUUGACUUCCCCACUGCUUUUGAUAGCAAUGGCUGCCUGUUUUGGUGCUUGUUACAUAAUCAGCCUUCGUAAUCAAGAGAAGAAAAUGAUUAUCAUGGGACGUGAAUUGAGUUUGGGUCAACAAUAUGCUGGUGUUGGUGCCAUGUCUUUUCCAUUGUUUUGGCUGGCUGGGGCAGGAUCAGCAUUCUUUUGGGUAAUUGGGGCUUCCUUUUUCGUGAUUGGUCUACACGCCAUUAUGUACAAACGACCCGAUGAGGGAGAAGAGUUUGACCUUCAGAUGGAGACUGUCUAA
Acanthosepion pharaonis is the source of this 576-nucleotide messenger RNA. Lineage: Eukaryota; Metazoa; Mollusca; Cephalopoda; Sepiida; Sepiidae. The record is from the annotation of a GenBank genome assembly.